This is a messenger RNA of Cydia splendana, 3662 nucleotides long. Its product is annotated as GATOR complex protein NPRL2-like. Gene Ontology annotation, cellular component: vacuolar membrane; GATOR1 complex. The transcript is spliced from 8 exons. Gene Ontology annotation, biological process: positive regulation of autophagy; cellular response to amino acid starvation; negative regulation of TORC1 signaling. Lineage: Eukaryota; Metazoa; Arthropoda; Insecta; Lepidoptera; Tortricidae. The record is from RefSeq and is a predicted model, not a curated record. Bases 187 to 1386 code for a protein of 399 amino acids. Gene Ontology annotation, molecular function: GTPase activator activity.
GGUGGGGUAGGUUCGCUGCUCGUGCGGAUUAAAGUACAGUUUUUAUUUACGUUUAGAAAAUCGUGUUAGUGUGUCAAACUUAUUAGGAUAUUCGUUUUUCUGCAUCAUGAUUAGUUAAUAUAGUGUCGUUAAUAAGCUUAAUGUGUUGAUCGUGAAGUGUUGAAAUUUUAAAUUUAGUUGUUUACGAUGGAUGUGAACUCAAAGUAUUACGAGGGCUGUGGGCAGGAAGGGCCGAUACGCUGCAUAUUUCUGUGUGAAUUCCACCCGACGGCCGGCCCUAAGAUAACCUGCCAAGUGCCAGAAAACUAUAUUUCGAAGGACAUUUUUGAUACGGUCAGCCACUACAUCAUUCCAAAAGUGCAACUGCAGCGUUGCACUUUGACUGUCACUCUCCUCGGAUCAAAAAUCCUGGGUUUCCCAGUGAGGAUAGACAACAAGAAAUAUGCCCGUAACGCCUUCUACUUCAACCUGUGCUUUGUGUGCGACGCUUGGGCCCGGACAGUGCACUUGGAGCCCCUUGUCAAGAAGCUAACGGAAUACCUUUUGUCAAUGGAGCUAGAAACGGAAUGGCUGUCAAAGCAGUCAGUGUCGGGCGAGGCGGGCGCGCUGGCGGCGCUGAUGCGACAAGUGAUGCAGGAUAUCAAUAGCAAACGGAUGUGCACACUCACUGUGGGCACAACAACGACCCAUCUCACCGUCGUGAGGGUGAACAGCGACCCGUCCCCCGUGAAGGACCAUCAGGUGCCCGUGUUCCUGUACAGUAGACAGAGCUUCGUCGCGGACCAGUGGGACCUCACCACCAAUCAGAUCCUCCCGUACAUCGACGGGUUCAACCACGUGUCGAAGAUCGCAGCACUAACUGACGUGGAAAUCAGCUUGGUGCGCGCUUGUGUCCAGAACCUUGUCUACUACGGCGUGGUCACUCUAGUGCCCAUCUUCCAGUACUGUGCUGUGUACAGUGCGACGCCCAAGUUAAGGCAGCUGACUAGGUGCGCAGGCCUACAGAGGCAGUGUGUAGAAUUUUGCGCGAGAUCAUCACGCCAACUCCCAAAAGUAUCAGACUUGUUCCGCAUGUACGCGGGCAUGACGUACGGCAGCACCGUGCGAGACCUCUGCCGGCGCGUGCGGCCGCAGGAACUGGCCGUGGACGAGCGGAGGCUCGUGCUGUUUGGUGUGCUGGAGGGGCUGAUCCGACGCGUCUACAAGUACCCAAUCACAAUGCACGACGACGCGUCAUCCCUGGCCAGCGAGCACAGCCAACCCCUCGUCCGGACCUACAACGGACUAGUCUGUCUCGACGAGCUGUGUUGCCAGGGCGGGCUCACCGCCCAACAGCUAGAGGAACAAUUAGAAAGGGACACCAAUGUUGUGUUCAUUGUCAAGUGAUCUAUAGGUACAGUGGCUCAAUGAACUGUGUUAACAACUUGAGAAGCACAAUGUUGUGUUUACCGACAAGUGAUCUCAUAGAGAAGAACUUGGACUAAGGACCAAUGAAACUGCCAGCGCUGAUUUGCCACAUAAUCUAUCUAAUACCUUUAAACGAGCAAUUCAUGUUUAUUUAUAAAUUUCGGGGAUCUCGGAAACGGCUCUAAUGAUUUCGAUGAAAUUUGCUAUAUGGGGGUUUUCGGAGGCGAUAAGUCGAUCUAGCUAGGUCUUAUCUCUGGAAAAACGCGCAAUUUUGAGUUUUUAUAUGUUUUCCGAGCGAAGCUCGGUCUUCCAGAUAUUUUCUAUUUAAGUCCUAUGUAUUGUAACAGGGGUGUAACCGAUGUAAAUAAAGGUUUAGGUUAUAACGAUGUUCCAAAAUGUUUACAACUAUUGUAUAGUGUGAUCAAGCUAAGCUUUGCUUGGUAAAGUUCCGACAGGAAAGAUAAGUUUGUAAUAAUCUGGCAACACCUAUAACAAAUGCCAAGCACUUGUUACCAGAGUUGCCAGUAUCUCCUUAAAAUGUUACUCGAGUUGUGGCUUAUAAUGGAAGAAAAUCUUUAGUUCUACGGAAAGUGGGUAGAGAAGAAAGCUGUAAACCCGUAAAGAAAUGUAAAUAAAUAUUAAAUAAGAAUGUAUAUUCGUGUCUAUAAUGUAUGAUUUGUUUGUCUGAUGUUUAUACAAGUUUUCAGAGGUUUUCCACGAAACUGUUUACCUAAUUGUAUACAUAAAGUUAUAUAUUUGAGUGUUCAUAUUUUACAUGGAGAUAUUUACUGUAUAACUCUUUAAAUUUGUAUUUUAUACCUUACCUGUACAGUUCAAAAAUCUGCUCAAUCUUCUUAGCUAUAUAGAAUAUUUUUAAUGCAUAUAUUAUAAUUAAAGUACAUAGCUGUUGUUCAUAACGGUGCUACAUAACUUGUUUAUAAGAUUUGUGUAAGUUAAACGUUAAAACACAUAACGUCCCACCGAGUUUCUAUAAAAUCUAUAUAAAUCUUAUACUUAUUUCUAAGAGCAUUUUAAUACGACUAUAAUAGGUAUAUGGUACAUAAUAUAUGUAAGUUUUGUACCUACUUUAAUGAUAGAAAUUGCCAAAUAUUUAGUGGACUGUAUGAUGUAGUAUGUAGUGGGGUAGUUAUGUUAUGUCAAUCAAAAUCAUUGUUGUAGAAUGCAGCUGGAGUGAGCGGAAGCUUGAGUAAAAAUAUCUAUAUUUUUAAAUGAACCAUUAUUGUUUCUUUCUAGGUUAUCCUAGAAAUAAAAGUUUCGUUAAUACAUAAAUAUGAUUUUAACACAUUCAGGGCCAAGAUCCCGACUGUCGGGUACACUGUUCGUAGCGACUACGCGCUCCAUGCGGCAAAGACGUGGCUAUGCGCCACGAGCGUAACCCGUAGCACUUAGUGGCAAUUAAUGUGUUAAAUUAAAUAAUCGCAUUAAUAAGGGUUGCUCUACUUUUUGCUGGGUGUUCAUAUGACCCAUACUUUACAAAAGAUGGUAGGUGUAGGUAUAUAAGGUGUAAAAGCCGUCACAGAUAUAUACUCGCUCCAAGCUGCAGCGCGUAUGCGUGGUCUAGUCAGACGAACGUUUACCGUUUUGUUUAGAUUUCUCGACUAGUCAACGUUUCUUUGUGCCUUAUUUCCUGUACAUUUUCUUAAAUCAUUAACUUUUUAAUUAUUAGGUAUCGGAUUAUUGGACUAUCACGUGAAAAUAUAUCGAGACCAUAUACCGCCCGACCGGCCCGACGAGCCUUUAGACCGCCACAGUCGGCUGUGGCCGUCAUCGGAGUCUUGCCAAGGACGCCAACGACGGUUACAGACGACAGCUUCGCCAAUGCAAUAUGGACUUACGGGGGACUCCGUAAAGUUCAAUUUCGCUUAAAUAAUCGCGAUCGUCUGGCGUCCAGGGCACGCCAUAUUCCGUUCAAAAGGUUAAUCAUCAUUUUAGCGUGAAUAAAAAUUAGCCCAAGACGACAUUAGUGCUGUUUCAAGUCAGUUCCAUAUUCCAGAUAGUUUAAAAUUUACUCAAUAUAUUUUCACGUGAUCGCGUCCUGUUUUCGCGACACAUAUUUAGUCUCAUUAUUUUUUAAGGUUGUUUUAUUUUGGAUAGAGCAUAAUUGUUGAUUAUAAUUAAGAGAUUAUAAUGACGUAGUCAUUGGUUGUAUUGACGCCGCGUAAGGUGUAUCGAUGUUAAUAUUUGUUAAAAAUGUUUAUUUGCCGACGACUCAUUAAAUAUAUUGAUUUUUAAUU